UUGAUUUUUAUCAACGUUGCUGUUUUUUUUAAGGAUUGUUGUAUUCUAAUUUUGGAUUAUACGGCAUCGGUAACCGUUGAUGACUGUGAUCACUGCUUAAUUGUUACAGGUCCAUCGAAAGCCAGUGUUUUUUUGCGAAACUGUGAAAAUUGUUCAGUUUUUACGCCUUGUACCCAAUUCCGGACCCGUGACUGUGUUAACAUCGAUGUAUUCCUCUUCUGUAUCACAAAACCGAUCAUCGAAACCUCUACCGCUAUACGGUUUCGUUCAUUAGCUAUGUACUAUGAUUGUAUUGAAGGUAUAAUAACUUCUACUUUUGCUUCAAUUUUUUACUUCGGCUGA
Molecule: messenger RNA, 342 nt
Organism: Enterobius vermicularis (human pinworm)
Lineage: Eukaryota; Metazoa; Nematoda; Chromadorea; Rhabditida; Oxyuridae
Source: the annotation of a GenBank genome assembly